AUGGCAGCCGACCAGCACAUCCUUACCUUUUUUACCGCCAUGGACAACCAGGGCGUUGUUAUUGUCAAAGAUGCUCCGAAGCUGGACCUUGAUCUAUACAUUUCUAAUUACAAAGGCCGUACUCGUUUCGACCGAUUAUUGUUAAUUGGCCAAUGCUCCGUACCUCUAUGCGUCGAUGCCCUCAAAGCUGCUGUGGCCGAAGCCAAGCGUGGAAAAGACGUCCAGCGAUACCGCGAUGCUUUCGAAUAUAUCCACAUUGCUGCGCCCGACGAACCUGAGGCUAAGUGGGAUGAUGCCUGGGUCACGGCAACAGCGAAAGCCAAUAAGGCAGAAACUCACCGACUUGAAACUGAGCUUAAGGGGUAUAAAAACAAUUUGGUCAAAGAGAGUAUUAGGAUUGGCCACCGUGAUCUCGGCGAACACCUUGAGUCUAUUGGAGAUCUUAACGGAGCCUCCGAAACCUAUAUCAAGAUGCGACCCGAUGCUAGUACACAAUCUCAUAUCCAAGACGUAGGCAAGCAUAUUAUUAGCAUUAUGCUACAGAAGCGAGACUGGGCUGCAGUUCUAGCCAACGCUAACAAGGUCUUGGCUAUGAGCCCGGGAAGCAACGAGCAGAAUUCCGAGCAACCUUAUCAGAAGAUGAUUUAUGGUCUUGCUCAACUUGGAGAAGGUCGAUAUUACGAUGCUGCUAAGAGCUUUCUCGAAGUUGGGGAUCCGAUCAGCUGUCAGGCACAUAACGACGUCGCUAGCCUAAAUGACGUCGCCACAUAUGGAGGGCUUCUUGCACUCGCCUCAAUGGACCGAUUAGAGCUACAGACUCGAGUUCUGGAUAACUCUAGCUUUAGAAACUAUCUCGAGCUAGAACCACACAUCCGCAAAGCUGUUAGUUUGUUCGUCAACGGACGAUACUCGGCUUGCUUGGGAAUACUCGAGUCAUACCGAAACGAUUACCUUCUCGACAUCUAUCUCCAGGCACAUGUUCCUGCAAUUUUCUCGCAAAUUCGCAGCAAGUGCAUUGUCCAGUACUUCGUACCAUUCUCAUGUGUUACCUUGGAAAGUCUAAAUGCAGCCUUUGCCAAACCCGGAGAGUCUAUUGAAUCAGAGCUCAUUGAUAUGAUCAGAGCAGGUGCUCUAAAUGCUCGCAUUAACACCAUUGAUAAGCUUCUUGUUGCUGUCUCCACCAACUCCAGAGCAGUCAUGCAGAAGAAAGCUCUGGAUUCCGCCAAGAAUUAUGAAAAGGAAGUCCUAGAGAGAAUUCGCCGGAUGAACAUCGUAGCGGCCGACCUAGAGGUCAAAGGCACCAGAAAGGUUGCUGGUGUAGGAACUGGCAAUCUCCCCGGCGUAGGCGACAUUUGGACUGACGAAGCCAGAAGACAGCCGGCUUCCAACGACGCAAUGUCUUAA
Molecule: messenger RNA, 1404 nt
Organism: Daldinia childiae
Lineage: Eukaryota; Fungi; Ascomycota; Sordariomycetes; Xylariales; Hypoxylaceae
Product: COP9 signalosome complex subunit 1
Exons: 5
Coding region: 1-1404 (467 amino acids)
Cellular component (GO): COP9 signalosome
Source: RefSeq, a predicted model, not a curated record